AAAAUUAAGAAUAAAAUUUUAAUAAAACAUAGGAAAUAAGUCAAGAAAUGAAACAAGUUUCAAAUAUUUAAGAAUACAUUAACAUACAUAUAUUUUCUUUUUUUUUUUCCCGGUUAAAAAGGUCUAUUUAUCAUUUUAUUAUUUUAAAGGGCAAAAAGGAAAUAUGGAAUUAGAAAAAACAUCUACAAUUCAACACAAGUGUCAAAGAAAUGUAUUAAGAUCUAUAUUUGUUCAUAAGAGGCUUAGAGGUGAAGAAAAUUCAUUGGUGAAUAAUCUGGUACAUCCUAAGUUUCCACAAAAAUUAAAAUGUUUUUUUAAAUUUAAUCAUAAUAAUCGUAAUACAAAUUGCAGUAUUACUGACAAAAGCACGGAGCACAAUGUACUUUUUAUUGAAAAGAAUCAUAAAAGAGACGGAAAUUUUGGAGAAUAUGGAUAUCUUUCUGAACGUAAAAAUACGUAUACAAAAGAUAAGAAACAAGUUCUUUGUUUUUCAGUAAAACGAGAUGGCACGAUAAAAAAUACAGUGUCGAAAUCAUAUUUUAUUAAAGAUGAAAAUAUGGUUCAAUUUUUUCAAAAAAUCAAUCCAAUGUCCUAUGGAAGAUUUAAUUUUCGUAAGUUAAAGGCUCAAAAAUCGAAAACAUCACCACCGGAAAUAUCUGUGACGUUGGAAAAGAAUGAUAAUAUAAAAGCUUUUCCUCAGAUUAAUCGGAAAUCAUCUACUUCUGAAAUUCAUACUAUAGAUUCUGCGGAUAAAUCUUCGAAAAAAUACUAUUUGAAUGUUCCGAGUUCUGGAAAGUUGAAAAAACAAAAUAAUUUUCUAAGAACAUACUCUAGUAAUUCUAUCAAAAUCUGCAGUGUAGAAGUAGGGCCAUCUAGUUUUGAUAAGAUUAAAUUACUUGGGAAAGGGGAUGUUGGAAAAGUAUAUCUUGUUCGAGAAAAGAAGACAAGAAGAUUAUAUGCAAUGAAAGUUUUAAAUAAGAAAGAGAUGAUUAAAAGGAAUAAAAUUAAACGUGUGCUUACCGAGCAAGAAAUUCUAGCAACUAGUAAUCAUCCUUUUAUUGUUACACUUUACCAUUCUUUCCAAUCUGAUAAAAAUCUUUAUUUCUGCAUGGAAUACUGUAUGGGCGGAGAAUUUUUUAGAGCAUUACAAAUGCGUCCAGGAAAGUGCUUAUCUGAAGAUGCGUCUCGGUUUUAUGCAGCAGAGGUGACUGCUGCUUUGGAAUAUUUGCAUUUAAUGGGGUUUAUUUAUCGAGAUUUAAAACCUGAGAAUAUUCUUUUGCAUCAUUCAGGGCAUAUAAUGUUGUCUGAUUUUGAUCUUUCUAAACAAUCUGCUCCAGGAGGUGCUCCUACUAUGAUUGUAUCAAAAAGUGUCUCUGGUUCAUUCCCUGCAAUUGAUACAAGGUCUUGUAUUGCAGAUUUUCGAACUAAUUCAUUUGUUGGAACAGAAGAAUAUAUUGCUCCUGAAGUUAUUAAGGGAUGUGGACAUACAAGUGCUGUCGAUUGGUGGACAUUAGGUAUUUUAACAUUUGAAAUGCUUUUUGGAGUUACUCCUUUUAAAGGAAAAAAUAGGAAUAUUACUUUUACAAAUAUUCUAAAAAAUGAUGUUGUAUUUCCAGAGAUUAGUUAUCAACAAAUUUCAAGUUCAUGCAAAUCCUUUAUUCGAAAACUUCUAAUUAAAGAUGAAAAUCGUCGUCUUGGAUCUAAGGCAGGUGCCUCAGAUAUAAAGCUUCACCCUUUUUUUCGAAAUACUCAAUGGGCAUUAUUGCGUCAUACACGUCCUCCUAUAAUACCUGCACUUACAAAAAAUCUUGAAAAUCAAGAUUUUCGAGAUAUUAAGGAGAGUUUAAGUAUUGAUAUAGAUUCUUCUCAAAAUAUUAAAGCAACUUCUACUAUUGAGUUCCCAUUAGAAACAUGGUUACCUUCUAAUUCAGGGGCAUCUAUUGACCCUUUUGAUUCUUUUAGUUCAAUGACAUUAAUUCAUGAGGGCGAAUCUAAUGAUUCCAUUUUUAAUUAUUGCGAUGAAACUUUAAAUAAGGAGGAAGAAAGCCCUGCUUGUCAAUAG
Molecule: messenger RNA, 2062 nt
Organism: Pneumocystis murina B123
Lineage: Eukaryota; Fungi; Ascomycota; Pneumocystomycetes; Pneumocystales; Pneumocystaceae
Product: serine/threonine-protein kinase nrc-2
Exons: 7
Coding region: 164-2062 (632 amino acids)
Biological process (GO): protein phosphorylation
Cellular component (GO): nucleus; plasma membrane; cytoplasm
Molecular function (GO): ATP binding; protein serine/threonine kinase activity
Source: RefSeq, a predicted model, not a curated record